CAGAAUCACAGCUCCGGCCAUAUGGCCCCAUCACUAUUGAUAAUGAAAUUGUUGUCAUUGAUAGAGAACAUCAGUCCGUGAAAAUUGAACCUAAAAGACCGUUUGUCGUGAUGGAACUUAUGAAGUAUAGUUGUGGAAAUGAAACAUAAGAAUUUCGAAAAAAGAAAACAUAUUAACGAUAGAAGUGUUAAACUAUUAGCCAAAAUGUCAAUUAUAAUUUUCUGGUUACUGAUAUUGAUGAGUUUUGUGUCGCUAUCUUCGGGUUUAACUUAUUUAAAUUAUUUUGAAAAAUUAUUUGACCUAGAAAUUUGUAACAGCAACUGGGUCAUAAAUGACAUUGAAGGACUCCGUUCAGAUUUGAAAAAUAAGGUUUUUGGGCAGCCCUUUCUAGAAAAAGUAUUGGUAUCUAGCCUAAAAAUUUUUUUGGAAAAUGAUAAUCCAUCAAAACCCUUUGUUGUGAGCUUUAAUGGUAGUCCUGGUACUGGUAAAACUAUGGUUUCACAAUUAAUAGCUGCUAAUAUGUAUUAUAAAGGUACUAAGAGUCAGUUUUACAGGCACUACACAAUGGUUGAUACACAUUUUGUGAGCCAGAGAGAAUUAGUUAAUGAUAUAAAGACAAGGGCCAAGAAAUGUGGAAGAUCCUUAUUUGUGUUCGAUGAAAUUGAGAAAAUGCCAAAUGGAACCUUUGAUGCUAUUAAACCUUUCCUCGAUUUUCACCAUGAAGUUAGUGGUAUAGAUUUUAGAAAAAACAUAUUCAUUUUUAUUUCAAAUAAUGGGAUGAAUAAAAUAAAUUCAAUAACAAAGGAUUUAUGGUACAAAGGUGUGAAAAGAGGAGACAUCAAACUGUCUUCCUUUGACCAAUCCUUAUUUAAAAGUGCAUUAAAUGAAGAAGGAGGACUAAAAGGCACAGGAAUUGUUAAGAAUUAUUUGGUUGAUAUGUAUUUACCAUUUUUACCUCUCGAAAAAGAACAUGUUGUACAAUGUAUCAAAGCUGCCCAGUAUGACAUUACUUUUGACAAUUUUAACAAUGUUGUGGAUGAUUUAGUAUUUGAACCCAAAGAUGCACCACUUUUUUCGUUGAGUGGAUGUAAAUUGGUGGAAAGCCUAAUUCGAAAGUAUCAAGGGCAUGAUGAACUAUGAUUGUGUUACUGCCAUUGGUAAUGUAUUUACUGAAGUUCUAAAUUCCUUUGGACAUCUAGCUUGUAAUAUAAAUGUUAUGCCAGCUUGUGCUCAUUUUAAAUAAUAUUAUUUUUAAGAAAAAUAAUUUUGUUGGUACUGUGAUUAUGUAACUUGUUAAUUGAGCAUAAUGUUUAAAUUUAUUUUCUGGAUAUACCAAAAGAAAAGUGGUUUUCAUAUUGUUUUGUAAAAUAAAAUAUGAAUUUCAGAUUAUGCGUAAAUUUGAUAAAAUAAAAAAUACAGAUUCUCAUGUUAUAAUUGUUUUUGUUUUUUACCAAAUAUAAAACUUAUAUUUUA
Messenger RNA from Nezara viridula (southern green stink bug), 1473 nucleotides. The record is from the annotation of a GenBank genome assembly. Lineage: Eukaryota; Metazoa; Arthropoda; Insecta; Hemiptera; Pentatomidae.